AUGGAACAAAAAACCGCCCCAACUCAAUAUGAAGUAAAAGUACAAUAUAAUAAUUCAAUUUUAAAUUAUGCCAUUGAUCACAGUGACCAACUUACUGAUAUCCAAAAAGAAUUAAUUCAAUUUACCAAAGAAAAUAUUGAAAGACAUAUUAUGUUGACUCAAGCUGAACAAUGUUCAUUCUUUAAACUUUUAAUCCAAGUUUUAAAUGCAAAGAAAACUAUUGAUAUUGGUGUUUUUACAGGUCUUUCAUCAUUAACUGCAGCAUUGGCAAUGGGUGACGAAGGUAGAGUUGUUGCAUGUGAUGUUUCAACCGAAUAUACUCAACAUGCACUUAAAUUCUGGGCUAAAGCAGGUGUUGAUCAUAAAAUCAAUUUAAAGAUUCAACCAGCUUCAAAAACAUUACAAGAAUUAAUUGACCAAGGUGAAGAGAAUACUUAUGAUUUUGUUUUCAUUGAUGCUGAUAAAACUGGAUAUGACACUUAUUAUGAAUUAUCACUUAAAUUAAUUAGAAAAGGUGGAAUCAUUGCCAUUGAUAAUGUUUUACAACAUGGUCGUGUUGCAGAUCCUAAUGCCAAUGUAGAACCAAAUUUAGUUGCAAUUCGUGCACUCAAUGAUAAAAUCUUAGCUGAUAAACGUGUUACUAAAUCAUUACUCCCAAUUGCUGAUGGUAUCACUUUAAUUACUAAAAUUAAUUAA
This is a messenger RNA of Dictyostelium discoideum AX4, 696 nucleotides long. RefSeq names its product O-methyltransferase family 3 protein (gene omt6). The record is from RefSeq and is a predicted model, not a curated record. The coding region runs from base 1 to 696 and encodes 231 amino acids. The transcript has 2 exons. Gene Ontology annotation, molecular function: caffeoyl-CoA O-methyltransferase activity; O-methyltransferase activity. NCBI's taxonomy places the organism in Eukaryota, Evosea, Eumycetozoa, Dictyosteliales, Dictyosteliaceae.